UCACACUGUAAAAAUAAUUUGGUGUAACGUCAUCCUUCUGAAGCUGUAGGAUCGUGUUAUGCUUGGACGUAUAUGGAAAAAAAUUGAGGAAGAUAUCAAUCAACCACGUGCAUAGUGCUCACGCGCAACUGGUGCUUUUUUAUAAUCAAUAGCCAAAUAAAAAAUAAGCAUAUUUUAGACAUUUUUACUCGAAACCCACAUAGCAAACUAAUAGUGGUGACUCUACGAUACAGUCCUGCCACCCCCGUCGCUUCCGCUAGGCUGCGUUCUGCUGAUGGGAGACUCCUAACGGGAAAGCGCGGAGAGAAGAAGACCGAGAGGGAGGGAGAGAAAGGCACAAGAUGCAUGCAAGCUAGCGGUCAGCUAUGUGAGGAGACUGGUAAAAGCGCUGGAAGAAAAGCGUUGGACCCCUCAGGCGAAAGUAUACAAUGCAAAACGUAAACAAAAUCAAUGUGUGGUUUCAAUUAGGUUUAGCCUUGGACGAGGGGAAAUGAAAAGGAUUUCCUCCAAACAAAUAACUUGUGGGAGAUAAAGGAAGGAGGUCGCAACUCUGCCUCCAAUGUUUAAUAAAAGAAUCAUUAGAGCACACACCCCCCCCAGAAUGCGCUGAAUUCCGUCGGAGACUUCUAAACAGCGAUGUUUUCGGAACUGGCUGUGCUGCGUGUGUUUGGUGUGAAGAAGCUGCGGCAUUGAUCGCUCCCAGCGAGUGCAUUUUACAGCCGCAGAGCGCCGAGAGAAAACAAACACAGUGCCGGAUAAAUAAGACAACCAUCUUCCCGGUCGGAACAGUGGUUUGGGGGUAUUCCAGUGCUACUUUCUUCCCCUUGCCUGUAGAAAGCUGCACAAACUUUCCAAAUGGCACUCGUGAUGGAACCUGUUAGCAAAUGGAGCCCAAGUCAGGUCGUAGACUGGAUGAAAGGUCUGGAUGACUGUCUGCAGCAGUACAUCAAAAACUUUGAGAGGGAAAAAGUGGGUGGGGACCAGCUGCUGCGUAUUACCCAUCAGGAGUUGGAAGACUUGGGUGUGUCCCGCAUUGGGCAUCAGGAGCUCAUCCUGGAGGCUGUGGACCUCCUCUGUGCUUUGAACUAUGGGUUGGAGACAGAGAACCUGAAGACCCUUUCGCAUAAGCUCAAUGCCUCUGCCAAGAACCUGCAGAACUUCAUCACAGGCCGCAGACGAAGUGGACACUACAAUGGCCGCACAACGCACAAGCUGCCCAAUGACUUCCUAACAUCAGUUGUGGACCUCAUCGGGGCUGCCAAGAGCCUCCUGUCCUGGCUAGAUAGGUGUUCCUUAUUUUUCAGGUCUCCCUUUGCAGCUGUGACAGAUUAUUCUGUGACCAGGAAUAAUGUGAUCCAGCUCUGUCUGGAGCUCACCACCAUCGUACAGCAGGAUUGUACCGUAUAUGAGACAGAGAAUAAAAUUCUACAUGUGUGCAAGACGCUGUCUGGAGUGUGCGACCACAUCAUCUCCCUUUCCUCUGAUCCACUGGUCUCCCAGUCUGCCCAUCUGGAGGUGGUCCAGCUCGCCAACAUGAAACCCACAGAGGGACUGGGCAUGUACAUCAAGUCAACAUAUGAUGGACUGCAUGUCAUCACUGGGACGACUGAGGGAUCCCCAGCUGACCAAUGUAAGAAGAUUCAUGCAGGGGAUGAGGUGAUCCAAGUGAACCACCAGACUGUAGUGGGCUGGCAGUUGAGAAACUUGGUAAACUCUCUGCGUGGAGACCCCAGUGGUGUGAUGCUAACUCUGAAAAAGCGGCCACAGAGCACACUCACCUCCGCCCCAGCCUUACUUAAGAACAUGAGAUGGAAGCCCCUUGCCCUUCAGCCCAUUAUUCCCAGGACCCCCACCAGCGGUGCAGCCACACCCACCAGUACCAUCAGCACUCCAUCUAAGCGGGACAGCUCUGCUCUGCAGGAACUCUACAUCCCGCCUCCCCCAUCAGAGCCCUACACACCUAGGGAUGAGAAGGGGAACUUGCCCAGCGAUGACAUUUCACGUCACCAUGGCAGCAUCCCUGUUACCAAGGGCUCGGAGUCACCUAACUCCUUCCUGGACCAAGAGUAUCGCAAGCGUUUCAGCAUGCUGGAGGAGGAGGCAGUCCUGUACUGCCAUGAGUAUGAUAAGAACCGCAGGGCUCCCCAUGGCUGCAGGGAAAGCACCCCCACAUAUGGUAGACUAAGGCCUAUUUCCAUGCCUGUACAGUACAACUGGGUGGGAGACUAUGAAGACCCCACAAAAUGGAGGAGGGAGGGGAGGAGAGAGAACUCCAUGAUGUGCUAUGUGAGCAAGGACAAGGCCCUCCCUGAAGAGUAUCUAACUGGGCGCAGCAGCAAGCAAGACACAGGCAAAAGGAGCAAAAAGAAGAGUGAGAAGGGAGGCAGACCCAGUCACUAUGCUCUGCUGCCAUCUCUGCAGAUGGAGGUGCUGAGGCAGGAGUCCCUCUCCUCUCCCAGCUCUGACUCGACCUCCCUCUACCAUACAUUCCAGCGGUCCUCCUCCUCUCUGCUUUCAAAGUCCAAGAAGAAAAACAAAGGGCACCUGGCCUCCAUUAGCAAACGCCGAAUCUCUUGUAAAGACCUGGGACGAGGUGACUGUGAGGGCUGGCUAUGGAAGAAGAAGGAUGCCAGGAGUUACUUCUCUCAGAAAUGGAAAAAGUACUGGUUUGUGCUGAAGGAUGCCUCCAUAUACUGGUACAUGAACGAAGAGGAUGAGAAGGCGGAGGGCUUUGUUAGCCUUCCAGAGUUCAAAAUCGACCGGGCCAGCGAGUGCCGGAAGAAGUAUGCAUUCAAGGCCUGCCAUCCUAAGAUCAAGAGUUUCUACUUUGCUGCCGAUAGCGUGGACGAUAUGAACAGGUGGCUGAGUCGGCUGAACAUGGCUGUGGCUGGUUAUGUGGAGCGUGAGAGAAUAAGGCAAGAUCAAGACUACUGGAGCGAGAGUGACCAUGAGGACAAUGAUACCCCCUCGACCCCAAAGCAAGACAGCCCCCCACCCCCCUAUGACACAUACCCUCGCCCCCCCUCGAUGAGCUGCACCAGCCCAUACCUGGAGCCCAAACAUGGCAGAUUCUCCUCCACCGAGACCUCGCAGUCCCGCUCAUCCCAUGAGGAAUUUCGCUCCAAUCCCCCAGGGGGCAGCAGCAGCUGUGGUGGGUCGCCAGCAUGCAAGUUGACCAGCCAGCGGCGAUCGUGGCAGGACCUGAUUGAGAGCCCCCUCACUAGCUCUGGGCUGCACUACCUACAGACACUGCCCCUGGAGGACGCUGUCUUUUGUGAGCCGGACGGGUCUGGAGGCGGGGGCGUGUCCCCGGAGUACCGCCGUCAGUCCACACUCCCCGCCCAGCGGAGCCUCCUACAGGAUCAUUAUGGCCCCUUCCCCAUGGCCCAGGGGGAAACGCUGCAGGACCUAGCGGGGGCAGGGGGCAAACCCCGCAGUUUCACACUGCCUCGGGAUGGGGGCCUCUGCACCAUCCUCACCCCCUCUGCUGGCACCUCACAGCAUGGGGACCUGCACAGACGAGAGCUGGCUCGAAGUCACAGUCCAGACAUAGGUGGUGAGGGGCAGUUGGGACACUCCCUGGGAGACUCCUUGCAGGACCUGUACCGGGCUCUAGAGAAGGCCAGCCUAUCUCCCAUGGGGGAGCGCAGGCUCUGCACCAAGCUGGAGUACAAGCGCUCCUUCAUCCGCCGUUGCAAUAACCCUCAGCUCAAUGACAAGCUGCACCACCUGCGCAUCCUCCAGAGCAUGCUCAAGGAGAGGGAGGGGGAGGUAGCGAUGAUUGACAGCCUGUUGGACAAUCCCAAGCUCACAUCCUCCGCCUUCCAGGAGUGGAAGAGAAUGUACGUGGAGCUGUUUGCUGAGGCAGCCCCACAUCCCCAGCAGGGUGCUCACAAAGAGAGUGCCAGCAGGACCCCUGAAUCUGCCCCCAGAGCCCCAACACUGUCUCACACCCACUCUUACAUUGAGACACAUGUGUGAGCCCUGGCAGGGUGUCCAAUAUUGUAAAAACCUGCGACAUGCUCUCUGUACCCCGGUAUACAGGCUUAUUCUCUGCACCCCCUUGUAUACAUACACACUGUACUUGGAUUGCACAUACGUUACACCCCCAAAACACAAGCACAAGCUCUACUCACAGUGUACAUGCUAGCUCUGUACCCCAAUGUGCAUUCUCUGUACUCCCAAUCCCCACAUACUCUACAUACCCACAAUAUACUGUACACACUGUCUGUACCCCCAAUACACACACACACACACCUGCCCUGUAACCACUAAUACCCACGCAGCCCAAUGUCCCACAUGUCAUCACAUAUGUGCCAGUUGGCCCACUCACUGAAACUGUACCCACUCUUGUAGCUGCCAUUGAAGCCGUAACCAUAAUUUGGUACUCUGUUAUUGGACAGACUGGCUUUCAGUGGCCACUGAUGAGGCCUCUUCUUCUGCCAAUGAUGGAGAGCAGAAAGUGGACAUAACGGAUAAACUGUGGGGCUCUGGUGGGACUGUGGUCAUGGCUGUAGGCUGGAGGGAGAGCCUAGAUCUCUGAAUUGUCAUGGAUUUUUUCCUCCAAAAGAGGAACUUUUCUUGUACAGAAAUGGGCAUUUUAAACCAUAAGCAGCUGCAUUUGAAUAGGGCUGGCCCCCUCACAGUACUUUGUAGUGCAUCUGUCUGGUUUUACCUGUGUGAUUGAUUGUUCUGUUUUACCUUGUUUACAGAGAAUCUAGAAGAGUUUACAAACUGUCAAAAGUAUAUUCUGUGUAUUUAAUAUGCGGCUGUACAUAUUUUCCUUUAAUGACAAAGUAUGUUAUCUGAAAAAAAUAUAUUAAGCAUCUCUUCUUUUAGCUUUUUAAACUGAGAUCCACAUACCACUGCAGCUGUAAGAAUGUACUAGGGUGCAAAUAGUCUUUGGGGGAAGGGGGCAUUUUAUCAUUCUCAGUAGUGAGCACAGGAACAACAGCUCAUUGCAGGUUAGAUGUCACAAGUUGUCAUUGUGGAAUCAUACCUCCGCUGUCUGGGAAUUCAUCAUUUGUUGCUGUAAAAAAGUGGGUGUGGCUGCCAUGGCUAAUCUCCAUGCUGUUGAUAAAAGCUGUCAGUUACUAUUGGGGGGAGCUAUUGUGCAGAACAUUUCAGCAGGUCCAUAACCCUGGUGAUACAGUAAUAUUGCCAGUAAGAAGCUAGAGUACUUGCUGUUACUAUAACAAGGUAUAUGCCUUGUGGGCAGGGUUGAGGAUAAUUCACUUCAUGAAUUGGUAAUGUAAUUUGAAUUAAAAACAAACCUUCAGGAUGUAGUAUUAAAAUUUUAUUUUGAAUUACAGGAAACUGGAUUUAAUGAAAUAACAUUAAUACAAAUUCUACUUAUUAAGUUCAACAAACAUGCGUUCACCAGCUUCUAAAAAUGCGCUAUAUGUUACAGAUUACUGCAAACGAUACUAAUACCAUUUACAAUGCUACCUACCUUAUGGUACCUUACCAAGUCAAAUAGUGGCAUGAAAACAUAGUUCAUUAUAAACUGUUUCAUCGAUUAAGUAAAGCCUUCUGGGACUUCUAUUUUUCAAAUAUUUAAUAUAAUUUAAAUGAAUUCAUCAUCAACUGUAUGCAGACUUUAAGUAAUAGCAGUCUACUGCACUUAAAAAUUCUGGUUGCAUGGUGUGUUCUAUAAAAAUUUAAACUUUCAGUAUAGUAUUGAUAUUAAAGUAAUGAAUCAUUUCAAACAAAUUAAAAUCUGUAUAGAAUUGCCCCCAAACGGGCGGCAUGGUGGUGCAGUGGGUAGCACUGUUGCCUAACAGAAAGAAGGUUGUGGGUACGAAUCUUGGUUUGGGGCCUUUCUGUGUGGAGUUUGCAUGUUCUCCCCGUGUCCGGGUGGGUUUCCUCUGGGUACUCCGGUUUCCUCCCACAGUCCAAAGACAUGCAGAUAGGCCAAUUGGAUACUCUAAAUUG
Molecule: messenger RNA, 5934 nt
Organism: Anguilla anguilla (European eel)
Lineage: Eukaryota; Metazoa; Chordata; Actinopteri; Anguilliformes; Anguillidae
Gene: cnksr2a
Product: connector enhancer of kinase suppressor of Ras 2a
Exons: 22
Coding region: 856-3981 (1041 amino acids)
Biological process (GO): regulation of signal transduction
Cellular component (GO): cytoplasm; membrane
Molecular function (GO): protein binding
Source: RefSeq, a predicted model, not a curated record